Pseudomyrmex gracilis is the source of this 4711-nucleotide messenger RNA. RefSeq names its product protein trachealess. Gene Ontology annotation, biological process: regulation of transcription by RNA polymerase II. Gene Ontology annotation, molecular function: protein dimerization activity; RNA polymerase II transcription regulatory region sequence-specific DNA binding; DNA-binding transcription factor activity, RNA polymerase II-specific. The transcript is spliced from 12 exons. The coding region runs from base 375 to 3338 and encodes 987 amino acids. The record is from RefSeq and is a predicted model, not a curated record. NCBI's taxonomy places the organism in Eukaryota, Metazoa, Arthropoda, Insecta, Hymenoptera, Formicidae.
CGGUCACGAACUCGCACGGGCGUACGGCCGUUUUGAACCCCCUCGGCGCUUUCGUCACCCUUUCGUCACCACCGUGUGUUUCGGGAUCAUAUUCCCCCCUCUCGAAUUUUGGCAGCCGCGUGAAUUCGCGCGGGUGAAUUCGAAGGGAAGUGUUAACGGACCACCGUUGAAGGACCACACACGCGAGAAUAUGACGAGGAUGAUGACCAUUACGGACGGUAUCGGGGUGGUGCUCGUCGAGUGCCAGUUUGUGUAGCGCGCGAGUGAUAAGAGGACGCGUUGAUAAAAAGUGAAGAUAAUAUAUAUAUAUAUAUAUAAAAAAAAAAAAAAGUGACGUUUGAGAAACGACAAGGAAAUUCAUCUUGAUCGAGAAUAUGUUGCCGUAUCAGGUGGCCAUGGAUUACGGGGCCUUUCAACGACAAAGCCCGGUCGGAGUCGGUGUUGGCGGACCCCAUCAGGGGCCCGCAGCGCCGCUCAACAUCAACCCCGCGUUCACGCACUCCUGGUUUGUAACACCGGCGGACCUCUGUGUCCCGUACAAACAGAGUCAGGGUCCUCUCCUCGAGCCAGGCAUCCUGGAGUUGCGCAAGGAAAAGAGCAGAGACGCGGCGAGGUCGCGACGGGGUAAGGAGAACUUCGAGUUUUACGAGCUCGCGAAAAUGCUUCCUCUACCGGCGGCCAUCACCUCCCAGCUGGACAAAGCCUCCAUAAUAAGACUAACGAUCUCGUAUCUGAAACUGCGCGACUUCUCCAGCCACGGCGAUCCGCCGUGGUCCCGCGACGGUCCACCGCCAAGCAAAUCUGUCAAAGGUGCCAACCGAGUCAGAUCGUCGUCGAAUGCGGCGAUAGAUCAUUUCGAAAUUCAUCAAGGUACCCACAUAUUACAGUCCCUGGACGGCUUCGCGAUGGCUGUCGCGGCUGAUGGUAGAUUCCUGUACAUAUCCGAGACUGUUUCGAUAUAUCUCGGCCUCUCACAGGUAGAAAUGACGGGGUCGAGCGUGUUCGAUUACGUUCAUCAGCAAGAUCACGCCGAAGUCGCCGAGCAGCUCGGCCUGGGACUUGCAACGUCGUCGUCAUCGUCGAGCACCUCGGGCGCGCAUUCGUCCAAUUCCGGUCUAGCAUCGCCGAGCAGCAGCGCGUCGGAAGAACAUGGUUCGUCUUCCACCGCGAAUCCUGACGUGUCCUCGGUAAUGUCGCUGUCAGCGACCGGACUCUACAAGGGUUACGACCGGGCGUUUUGCGUUAGAAUGAAAUCCACUCUGACGAAGAGGGGGUGUCAUUUCAAAUCGUCAGGUUACCGGGUUGUAUUGUUGCUGUGUCGUUUGAGGCCACAGUUUCUAUUUAGCCAUACAAGAAAGUCAUCCGCGCCGCCUUUGAUGGGCAUGGUCGGGCUGGCCAUCGCGCUUCCACCUCCGAGUGUGCACGAAAUUCGUCUCGAAACCGACAUGUUCGUCACACGAAUUAAUUUCGACUUUCGGAUAGCACACUGCGAACCAAAGGUUUCCGAAUUGUUGGACUACACGGCCGACGAAUUAACGGGGAAGAACUUGUACACGCUGUGCCACGGCGAAGACGCGAAUCGUCUUCGGAAGUCUCACAUAGAUCGAAAAUACUUUGGUGAAAGAACGCGGCGGGUGUCAAAGCUGUGCGGGAAGAGGGAAAAGCACGAAAGUAUUAAUACGUCGGUCUUUUCGACUGCGCGCGACCGCUUGCAGAUUUUUAUAAUUCACAAAGGACAAGUACUGACACACUACUAUCGACUAAUGAACAAAAGCGGCGGAUACACGUGGCUACAGACGUGCGCCACCGUUGUGUGCAAUUCCAAAAAUGCGGAGGAGCAAAAUAUCAUUUGCGUCAAUUAUGUUAUAAGCGGCCGAGAGUAUGAAAAUUUAAUCAUGGACUGCUGUCAGUUAGAAGACGGCGUCGCAGGCGUUAAGAGAGAAGAUACGGCCGGAAACGAUCCAGAGAAUGGAUCGCCGGACGCCGACAGAGGAGAGGGUCGUAGUCGAGGCGGCCCCGCGAAUCAACAUCAAGAACAGUCUCAUCGGUCACCGCCGGAGGAACGAGAGGAGAGCCACGCGUCGGAGAGCGAAAAACGAGGUAGUCGGCAUCACGACAAUAUGGCGCAGCUGCAGCAGGAAUCGCAGACGACGGUCGGCAACAUCAACACGCUCGUGGUGAGGUUACGCGGACACAAGCGAAAGAUUCACGAUGACGACAGCAGCUCAAACGAGGAAGAGGACGAGGAAGAGACCGCGGUGAAGGAGUCGGCGAGCGGCGAGAGAACUCGCGCGCUCAGUCCUAGCGCGACAUCGUCCACGCACUCGAUCUCGGCGACCGAGCAAACUCUUUGCUCGACCAGUCCGAAGUCUCGGCGUACCGCUGAAACGACCGGCAGGCUGGACAAUCCCGAGAGCACAGGCACCUCAGUGAAGGAUCUCGAGCAAGCAAUGUCGAAACAUCUACCGGGCAGCUCGCUGAACAAAUCCAAUUCACCUGCUGCGCUUCACCAGCCAACAGACUUCAGCACGGACGCGUUGCUGAAACAGCAGCAACAGAGAAGCACGAUACAGUGGAUCGGCGCGCAUCAUCACCUUGGCCAUUUGAGUCCGCAACAAUCUGCUGCGGCUCCCUUACCUGCCUCCGCUCUUCUCAGACAGCUGUAUGCCGCCAAUCGCGAGAGUGUGAUCCGCGCCAAUGUGCACGGAAUCACGUCGAGCGGUGGUACCCGCCCUCCCACGUCGGCCGGCAUUUAUUAUCCUGGUGAAACAGCUCCUAACGGACCUCUGCCCACGCCGCCGGGAUCUGAGAGCUCCAGUACAUACGGUGAGCAUCAGUUCGUGCUCGCCGCGCACAAUCAGAAGGGGUCCAACGGCACCAGUUGCGCCGAUGCUUUCACCAGUCUGGUGUCGUCGUACACCACCGCCACCGCGGCCGGUUAUUCGGUGGACUAUCACUCGGCGAUGACGCCUCCGUCGUCGGUCUCGCCAAGAGACAAGCAACAGCAACAGCAGCAGCAACAACAACAACAGCAGCAGCAGCAGCAACAGCAGCAGUUGCACCCUGUGAACGUGAUAAGCAGCUACGAGAGCUCGUCUGCGUACGCGGAUCAAGUUCUUCGUCACCAGUAUGAGCCAGCGCAACCGUUACCUCUGAAGCCCCAGGUGUACUCGGCCACCGUCCAUCCGAGUGCCCUGGACGCCGCGGCGGCAUACGCCUCGGCGGGUCUAGCGGAGCAGCCACAGUUCUAUCAUCAUCCGGCCGGCAGCGCCGGCUUCCACAUCUACCAUCCGAGUAACAAGUCGACGGCGAACGGCUGGUACACCUCGGCGUCCUAGUGGUCCCGUCCGUAAAUCCCCGCCAUCGUCAUCCGUACGCGGAACACGUGUACUUAAGCGACUGUAAUUAAAGUCCCAAAGUUCUCUCCCCUCCCCCUCUCGUGCAUAUCAGUGAUACGCUAUUACGUCGCUAUCGCGAUCACCGUAACGGCGAGCGAUCCACGUUGUCGAGAUUUUGGGAUCCGAAAAAAGAAGAAUUGUUCUUCUUCUCGGACUCGGCCGCGGAUGCGCCAAGCGCGUCCCAACAAUCGCUCUCUUCUUCAUUAUGUAGAACGAUUUUAUUGUAAUAUAAUGAAUAAAUUAUUAUAUAUGUUGAUCUUUCGGAGAUAUCUGCGUACGAGUAUGCAGUCAACUAGAACUCAUGCGUGUUCACCGUGCGUGUUCUGAAGUGAUCUGACGCGACGCUCAAGGAGGCAUAACACUAUCUAGGGUUCUCGCGAUUUAAUAUUACAUGUGAUAUAUAUAUAUAUAUAUAUAUAUAUCGGCAACCGGUGAGGAAACAACUGUUCUCACACCGCGUUAUUCAUCAAGCGCAAUUCAUCGCCAACGACGAUCGGCACUCAAGAGCGCCGAUACUUGGAGUAUUUUGUAUCUCUCAUUACAUAUAUAUAUAUACAUAUAUUUCGUUGCGCGGAUGAUUUUCGUAGAACAAACGAUACAGUCUUAACACGCUCUAGACAUUUAAUUUAGCAAAAAAAAAAAAAAAGAAACUGCUGACAAAAUUUAUCUCGAUAUCAAACCAAGUGUUUUAUAAGUAGCGUGGCAUUUUAAGAAGAAAUCGCUAUCUCUAUUAAUUCGCGCUAAAAUCUGUUUUAGUUGAAAAAAAUUUGUUGAAUCUGAAACGACUUCUUGUACUCUAAGUACGAUGUUCGUGCCCAUUCUGUUUCAAAGAGUUGGUUUGUUGCAAAAUAUUUUUUUUUUUUUUUGUUUCACACUUCGAAACUGCAGUCAAACAAAUGUUAAACAAUUCAGAACCCAUUCAUAUUCAACACUUACCGGGAUUAUUAAAUCAAUCAGAUUUUAAUAAUCAUGCCCGAGUUUUUCGACGAUCAACAAUUCACAAAGUGGUGAACAAGUGACGAGACUCUGGCAUAUAUACGAAGGGGAAAAAAAAAAUAAAAUAUGUUACUUAUUCAAAUGCGUUUACGUCAAUGCACGGAAAUACACGAUUAGAACAAUUGGAGAACACGAGUGUGAUAUUAAAAAUAGACACUUUUAUUAUUAAAUAUACGUACUGAAGAUUCUUUACUUAUUAAGAACAAGAGAUACAUUUUGUAUGUAUAUUUCUAGGGACUGCUCUACAACGAGAUAUUAUCUUUAAAGCAAACGAAUAGAUAAAAUUGUAGAUGUCGAAAAAAAAAAAAAAAAAAAAA